Molecule: messenger RNA, 2239 nt
Organism: Acanthochromis polyacanthus (spiny chromis)
Lineage: Eukaryota; Metazoa; Chordata; Actinopteri; Pomacentridae
Gene: srr
Product: serine racemase
Exons: 7
Coding region: 83-1192 (369 amino acids)
Biological process (GO): L-threonine catabolic process; L-serine catabolic process
Molecular function (GO): threonine deaminase activity; L-serine ammonia-lyase activity
Source: RefSeq, a predicted model, not a curated record
UCUCAAUUAACUCGUUUUACUUGCUUAUGUAACCAAGACAUUUUGGGCUAUCUGCUCCCCACUGCCACUCAUAAGCGCCGCCAUGUUUGCGCUCCGGUUACCAACAGCAUCCGACCUGAAACACGCUCUAAACAGGAACCUUUAUAUAGCUGGGAGCCGCAAACAUCGGAGCACCAUAGAGAUCAGGGAGCUGCAAAAUAACAGCCACACAAAUAAUAAGAUGAGUGAAGUUUCUGUGGACGCCGUCACUCUUGAUCUGUUGAGAGAAGCCAGAGAGACGGUGAGGAGCAGCCCGCUGGGUGUCAUCAACACUCCCAUGAUCCCCUGGUGUCAGACCACCCUGCCGCUCAGCAUCAACUGCAACAUCCACAUCAAACUGGAAAACCUGCAGAGAACUGGGUCUUUUAAGAUCAGAGGAGUAGCCAAUCAGUUCGCCAGGAGACCGAGGGGCGGCCAUUUUGUCACCAUGUCAGCAGGGAACUAUGGAAAAUCUUUUGCAUACGCAUCAAAACACUACGGAUCGAAGGGCAAGGUGGUGAUGCCAGAAACUGCACCUGAGUCCAGAUCUAUCCUGAUACAGAGUUUCGGCGUGGAGGUGGAGCGAGUCCCAACAUCCUGCCUGAUGAACGUGGUGAACCGUUGUGUUCAGGAGGACAACAUGACCUUCCUGCACUCCUACGACGACCUGGAUCUCAUUGCCGGACACGCCAGCCUCGGUAUGGAGCUGCUGGAGGUGAUGCCUGAGCCUGACGUGGUGGUGGUGUGCUGUGGAGGAGGAGGGCUGCUGGCCGGAGUAGCUGCUGCCAUCAAACUGUCGGGUUGUGAUAAAACCAGGAUCUACGGCGUGGAGCCAGAAGGAGCCUGCACGAUGUACAAGAGCUUCAUUGAGAAGAAGCCAGUAGGGAUGGACGCCAAGAGUGUCGCUUCAGGGCUCGCACCACCUUUCGCAGGCAAACUGCCCUUUGAGCUGUGCCAGCGCUACGUGGAGGAGAUCGUCCUGGUUAGCGAUGACGAGAUCAAGUCGGCGGUGUCAACCCUCUACAGGUCUGGACUCGUAGUCGAACCAUCAGGCUCUGCUGCCUUCGCUGCCAUCGUUAACGACAAGAUAUCCGAACUGGAGGAGAAGAAUGUCGUAUGCAUCCUCAGCGGAGGAAACAUCGGGAAAGACGAGCUUGCAGACUUUCCAAACUGACAAAUUCACACAACUAUAGUGUGAUUUCUUGCAAGUCUGUGCCAAUAUGACUUAUGGUUAAUUGUAUGUUUUGUGUCUUGGAGUGUCUCUGUGAUUCAAUGCUGAGCCUAAAGUCAGAGUUUUCAAUGUCAGGCAGGUGUCUCUUGUUUAGCCUCCUAGAUCACCAUGGUAACUGAUGCUAAUCUCUUCAGAGUUUUCGAUUUAAUUCAGCUGUAAGAAGCAUCUCCCUUUCACCAGUUCUUUUUCUGAUCAUAUUUUCUGAGCAACUCAUAUUCUUAACUGAGGGAAUAUCUGCAGACCUGUUGAGCUGCAUGUUAGCAGAAGUUAAAGUCGGCAAACUGAAUAUGAAUCUACAUGGAUUCAGUUGAUGAUGCAGAACAUGCGUAAGUUAGUUUUCAUGCUUGGUCUUUGUUUGAUGCAAAGUCCAUUUUAAACUACUGGUACUGCAGCUAGUAUACACAGAUUAGAAAUUUGACUUGUUUAUUGUCUUUAGCACAGAAAAUAAUCAAUCAGUAAUAAUAAUAAUAUUGCUUUGAUUUGAGUUUGACCAAAAACUAAAGCAAUAACCACAUAUCUUGCAUUACAGGACUGUCAGACCCAAAUGCACACCAAUUUUAAUUUUCUUCAUAGCUCUCCAUUGUAGCAAAGUGUUCGUCUUGACUCAGAUAUGCAGCACACAGUUAAUCCAUUUUUUGCUGAAAGGAGUCAAAUGUUUCAGAAGGUUUUGUUUCAGUUCGGUUUUGUUGAGCCAGCUAACAGAAAGAAAGCUUGGCUAUGUUGCUUCCUAGUACAGCCCUCCACUUUUCUAAGUAGGAAAAACAUAUGUGUUUUGAAUGUGGUGAUGGAAUAAGUAUCUCUGAACUAUGAUGUGAAAUGUCACUGUUUUUCUUAGACUAGACACUUUUUAAAAAGCCUUAAACAUGCAACAAAUCAAGCAGACCCAUUUCGGUGUAAUUUUCUCCAGUGUAUGCAGAUGCAGCCUCUGGAUUCUAUUAUUAUUACCUUGAUUAUAUUGAAUAUGCAGAAUAAAAUCAACUGAAACAAUGA